AUGGCGGAGAGCACCAAAUACCGCACGCUGGAAGAGCAGAUCAAGAAGCAGGAGGUUCGCCUGCAAGAGCUGGUGGAAACGAUGGCCGGCGUACAGGCCGCUGGCCAGCUGCAGUUUCAGAAGGAACUCGAGCAGAGGAGCUCGCGGCUGGAAGCGCUAGUAGGAACCUUGAAUCAGAGGUUUGAUUCCAUUGAACUGAAGUUCAACAGCCUGCUGAAUGUGAUGAUGAAGGAGAAAGGCUGCGCAGAGCAGGACUCGAGGACAUCCGAACCGCUGCUACCGACUCCACCUCCGCACAUGAAGCUAGGAAACCAGAAUGGUACUCCUUGUGCGCCACCAGAGAAUCGAAGUAAGCAAUUCCAUCCAAUCUUGCCGAAACUUGAAAUGCCUAUGUUUGUCGCUGGUAACCCUAGGGAAUGGCUUAGGAAAUGUCAGAAAUAUUUCUUGAAUUACCAGAUUCCUGAUAACCAAAAAGUAGAAAUGGUAGAAAUGUUUCUUGAGGGGAAGGCCGACAAUUGGUUUCAAGGAGUGAAACUGGAACGACCUCACCUCUCCUGGACAGAGUUUAGUGACUUAAUGUGCGAAAGAUUUUCUGGUAAAGGCUCCCGUGAUGUGGUAGAGGAAUUUAAUAAACUUCAACAGAAGGGAACGAUAGAGGAAUAUGAGGAAAAAUUCGAGGAGCUUAAAACUCUCAUGCUCCUCAGAAAUCCUAAAUUAGAUGAGCUCUACUUUGUCUCCAGUUUUGUCAGUGGCUUGAAAGAGGAAAUUAGACCAAUGGUGAAAAUGUUUAAGCCACAAUCACUGGCGAAGGCCUUCGAAGUAGCGGAAUUACAGGAGUGUUCCUUAGAAGUGCAAGCCAGACAUUCGCGAAGUGCUAGUAAAACUGUGUUGGACUCCAGAUUCGGAUUGUUCAAAAAUCCACCUAAUAAUCCGAAGUCCCCUAGUUCCUACCGUAUUCCAGCAAUCACACCAAACACCAACAAGUCAGAAAAUGUGGCUAGAGAAUUCAAUAAGAUCUCUGCUGAGGAGAUACAGUAUAGGCGCAAACAUGAUCUGUGUUACAGGUGUGGUGAGAUGUUUGGGGCGGGGCAUCGCUGUAAGCCAGGAAGCUUGAACUGUGUGGAUUUGGAAGAAGGGGAUGAAACGGAUUUUGAGGACGCCGAAGGGGAACAAGACGCUAGCACUGGACGAGUUGGGGAAUUAGCUGAGGUUUCUUUGAACGCCUUGAAUGGAGCCAUGAACAGGAAGUCUAUUAUACUACUGGGUAACAUGGGAGGGCUACCAGUAAAAAUCUUGGUGGAUACGGGAGCUUCGAACAGCUUCAUCCACUUCGACCUUGCUAAGUCUUUAUACUUACCCCAUCAGGAGGUGACCCCUUUUACAGUCACCUUGGCGGAUGGUACGGACAUUACUAGUGGGGCAAUUUGUCCAAGAGUCAAGUGGCUAAUACAGGAUUAUCAGUUCCAGUUUGAUUUGAAGGUGAUGGAUUUAGGGAAUUGGGACAUUAUUUUAGGGGUAGAUUGGAUGUACCAAUUCAGUCCCAUUACGUUUGAUUUUCAUAGUCUCAGUAUUGCUCUCAGCAGUAGUGGAAGUUUGUUGCACUUACAAGGGCUUAUCAACCAACCUGUGAUGAAGCUGGUGAGAGGUAAGGACCUCAGGUCUUUUAUACAAGAGAAGCAUAGGCACUGUGCAGCCUUGCAAGCUGAAUCACAGGAGCACCAGCAAAGAGAUAUUCCUGAGCAGGUGGAAGCGGUCCUGCAACAGUACUCACAAGUAUUCGCCACCCCGACAGGUCUGCCCCCGAAGAGAGAGCCGGAUCACCAAAUCACUCUCAAACCUGGAGCGGAACCAUUCAAACUAAAACCUUACCGGUAUCCUCACGCACACAAAACUGAAAUUGAGAAGCAAGUGGCUGAGAUGCUUUCUAGUGGUAUUGUUAUUCACAGUAGUAGUCCUUUCGCAUCUCCUGUUUUGCUGGUCAAGAAAAAAGAUAACUCAUGGAGAUUAUGUGUGGACUAUCGAAAGCUAAAUGAGCUGACAGUUAAAGAUAGAUUUCCCAUACCAAAUAUAGAUGAACUUUUGAAUGAGUUGCAUGGGAUGAAGUACAUGUCUAAGCUGGACCUUAGAGCGGGUUACCACCAGCUGAGAGUUAAAGCAAUGGAUACACGCAAAACUGCCUUCCAAACGCAUCAUGGUCACUUCGAAUUCUUGGUCAUGCCGUUUGGAUUGACGAACGCGCCAGCUACCUUCCAAGCCUUGAUGAAUCGGAUUUUCCAGCCAUAUAUGAGGAAGUUUGUGUUAGUAUUUUUUGACGAUAUCUUAAUCUACAGUCCCACCUUCGAGUCGCACCUGCAACAUCUCCAAAUUGUCCUUGGGGUCUUGGCGAACAAUCAACUAUUCUGUAAAAGAUCUAAAUGCUCCUUUGCCCAGACUUCCGUGGAGUAUUUGGGACAUGUAAUAUCUGAAAAUGGCGUAAGCAUGGACAAGUCUAAGAUAGAGUGCAUACUCUCCUGGCCAGCGCCCGAAACAGUAAAAGAAUUAAGAGGAUUCCUGGGUUUAACAGGGUAUUACCGAAGAUUCGUUAAAGGAUAUGGGGUAAUCAGUAAGCCAUUGACUCAAUUGUUGAAAAAGGACGGAUUCACAUGGAAUUCUGAAGCUCAGAUGGCCUUUGAGGAUUUGAAGAAAGCCAUGACGACUGCCCCCGUACUGAGCAUGCCCAACUUUGAGCUUCCCUUCGUCAUCGAGACGGAUGCCUGUGAAGUGGGCAUUGGGGCAGUCCUGAUGCAACAAGGGCAUCCCAUAGCAUUCCUUAGCAAAGCUCUAGCAAACCAGAAUCUAGGUAUGUCGGUAUACGAGAAGGAGCUCUUUGCAUUGGUGCUGGCGGUCACCAAAUGGAAACAUUAUCUAGUCGGUCAUCGCUUCAUUAUCCGAACGGAUCAUCAGGCCCUCAAAUACUUGUUAGAACAGCGACUCACACAUCCGUUGCAACACAAAUGGCUGACCAAGUUGUUAGGCCUGGACUACGAGAUCCAUUAUAAGAAAGGCAUCGACAAUGGAGUGGCGGACGCAUUAUCAAGGCGACGGAUAGUCGAUCACAGUAAGGGGUGUUCAACCGAGUCUGGAAUUUUGAAUGCUAUUUCGUCAGUGCAGCCAGCUUGA
This is a messenger RNA of Coffea arabica (coffee), 3159 nucleotides long. RefSeq lists its product as uncharacterized. Lineage: Eukaryota; Viridiplantae; Streptophyta; Magnoliopsida; Gentianales; Rubiaceae. Gene Ontology annotation, molecular function: aspartic-type endopeptidase activity. Gene Ontology annotation, biological process: proteolysis. The record is from RefSeq and is a predicted model, not a curated record.